Eruca vesicaria subsp. sativa (arugula) is the source of this 312-nucleotide messenger RNA. NCBI's taxonomy places the organism in Eukaryota, Viridiplantae, Streptophyta, Magnoliopsida, Brassicales, Brassicaceae. The record is from the annotation of a GenBank genome assembly.
AUGUCAUUCACAACGAAGGAGAAAGCAAAGAUGAAACCUUUUAUCUCAGAGGAUGUUGCUGAAGCUGUGAUCAAACCAUCUGCUUCCCGGAGAAAAAAACCUCGCGGCUUCUGCUCCUUUCUCUCCCUGGCCGGCACCUUCGGCGUCUCCGUUUUCAAAUGGUGGUCCGGUGGAGUCUCCGACGUUUCUGCGGCUGAGUCUGCGGCUGCGGCUGCGUCUGUUCAUUUAGUUGUUGUUCGUUUUGUAGACGCAGCCGCAGACGCAGACUCAGCCGCAGCCGCUGAUUGGUGUUCGUUUCAUAGACGCAAGUGA